AUGCUCCCGGACGGGUGCGUCCGAGACUGCAGCAGCCGCGCCGCGGAGGAGCGUGCCGAGCAGCUGGCCAAAUUCCAGCUGUUCGGGGCCGUGUUCCUCGCCUUCAUCUACGUGCUUGGGUGCUACACCGUUGCCGCGGCGAGGUACGGGCACCUGGACCUGGCGGCGGUGCAUGACAAGCAUGUCUCUGCCUUGGAGUUGGACUCCCGUGGCGGCGGUGGCCACUGCGUUGAGGAGUGCCUCUAA
Messenger RNA from Miscanthus lutarioriparius, 246 nucleotides. The record is from the annotation of a GenBank genome assembly. Lineage: Eukaryota; Viridiplantae; Streptophyta; Magnoliopsida; Poales; Poaceae.